CGGCAUUCUCACGGCAUGCCUCGAAAACAUAAGUCUCAUGGUUCACCAGCGACUCCCUCGUCAAUUUCGUCAUCGUCAUCGUCCACCAAUAGAGGGAGCCCCAAUCGGAGUAUUGCUGAGGUGUCGAGAAUAAAAUCAGAAGUCCCUGGUUCGAUCCCUUGUUCAUCCAUUUAGUUCACGACUACACUCGAACCUCACGCCUCCGCCUUGAGUAAAGCUCUGGGCAUCAUCCUUACGAAGAGGUGGCUUCUGCUGCCCAAUGAUUCUAUUGGAGAAGCAACUCUGGUCGAUGCCACUCAGCCGGUCCUUCGAAAACACUGCCAAACCGUAGGAUGGCUCACCGCAGAUCUGACCAAGCGAGCUGAACAGAUGCUGCUGGAUAUGCGGUCAGCGUUGGUGGAGUUCCGACAGAAGCAUGAGAGAGAUCUUGGAAGGAUAAUUAGGCAUCUCGAUGGUAUCGCAACUACCGCAUCCUACAGUGACGAAGGGUUCGGUCCGGAGGCCCUUGAGGGCAUCAAAGCCGCGAGUCAGUGUUCAGCUGAGAUGAUACGCUCAGUGAAUGCAUUACUGGAUCAGCUUGCAGCUAUUGAUAUUGGUCCGGCGCGCCUGAAGGACGAAGCUUCUAUAAACGCCUUGGUCACCGGGCUGGCUUUGUCGCUUCCAACGGCGGAUGUGCGCGUGCGUGCAAAUACUGAUGAUACCAGUGAAUGAGGAUGAGAAGUAUCUUAGCGGUG
Messenger RNA from Perkinsus marinus ATCC 50983, 734 nucleotides. RefSeq lists its product as hypothetical. The transcript is spliced from 5 exons. NCBI's taxonomy places the organism in Eukaryota, Perkinsozoa, Perkinsida, Perkinsidae. The record is from RefSeq and is a predicted model, not a curated record. Bases 370 to 711 code for a protein of 113 amino acids.